CCUCCUGGGUGAAAAACAGCGUCUGGAGAAGGGGAGGAGUUGAAUAACGUCUGGAGUUUUCUCUCUUUUUAAACGUUAUCAGCUCGUUAAUAAACGCGGAGGAUAAAGCAGCGAGCGGCGGGUUCGGCUGCGGGGCUCGCUGACGGAGGUCCGGACGGGUUGGGCCCGUUCGUGUUCGGCGGUGAAGUUGUAAAAAGUCGGGGGUGAAAAUGGAGAGCCCAGCUGGGUGAGAGUGGUCCGAGGAGGUUGGGUUUGGCACCGACCCGGAGUCCUGCCCUGCGGCUAACCUAGCAUGCUCACACACUGCCUCUACUCCUCUGCAGACGGUGCCUCUCCGUGGGGAGCAGUUUAAUCUGCUGACGUUGCAGUUUUUUCUAAUGGAUGGAAGUUUAGUCGAUGACCCUUUUUGUGGUGAAAGUUCUGCAUGAAUCUGCCGGAGGCUUCCUCGUUCAUAUUUUCACUCUGUUCCCUGAAACGAGGUUCCUCUGAGGAGAACCUCCUGCCAGCUGAUUGGACAACAGCACUGCAACAAUAAAACGACUCAUUUCUAAAGAUGAAAUGACUUCGUUAACUUCUGGGACGUGUUGAGUCGCUGCCGAUGCCUCCUGUCUCGGACCGGAGUGGUGGUCAGAUUUAUCCCGGACCGUGGGUCUGAGCCUGGAUGUUGGAGGUCCUGGUGAAGCAGCUGGUGCUGAUGAGGCGUGGCUCCUGGAGGCCUGUGAGGCUGGCUGGCCUGGACUCCAGGUGAUGUGAUGGGGUGCCGGAACAGCAAGGUCCUCCCCGAGCCUCCGGGGGACGUUCAGUUGGACCUGGUCAAGAAGGUAAACCCACCCUCACCUCUUCAGACAGACGUCUACAAGCACUUCAUACGAGGGGAUGGCUCUGGCAGCAGGACGGAAGGAGCAGCCGGGGACAAGCCGGACUUCACCUCCUCGUUUCAGGCCCAGGCGCAGGCUGCCAGUCCCACCGCUUCGGCCCAGACCCCCAAGGACCCGAGCAAACAUUCGGUCCCUCACUGGAAGAAGGUGGCCAAGUACCGGGCCAAGUUCGACCCCCGAGUCACGGCGAAGUACGAGAUCAAAGCCCUGAUCGGCCGCGGGAGCUUCAGCCGCGUGGUGCGCGUGGAACACAAGAGCACGCGGCAGCCGUACGCCAUCAAGAUGAUCGAGACCCGGUACCGCCAGGGCCGGGAGGUGUGCGAGUCCGAGCUGUGCGUGCUGCGCCGGGUGCGCCACACCAACGUGAUCCAGCUGAUGGAGGUGUUCGAGACGGUGGAGCGGGUCUACAUGGUGAUGGAGCUGGCCACCGGCGGGGAGCUCUUCGACCGGAUCAUCGCCCGCGGCUCCUUCACGGAGCGGGACGCCACGCGGGUCCUGCAGAUGGUCCUGGACGGCGUCAAGUACCUGCACGCCUUGGGGAUCACCCACCGGGACCUGAAGCCGGAGAACCUGCUGUACUACCACCCCGGACCCGACUCCAAGAUCAUCAUCACGGACUUCGGCUUGGCCAGCAGCAGGAAGAAGGGCGACGAGUGCCUGAUGAAGACCACCUGCGGCACGCCGGAGUACAUCGCCCCCGAGAUCCUGGUCAGGAAGCCCUACACCAACGCCGUGGACAUGUGGGCCCUGGGGGUGAUCUCCUACAUCCUGCUGAGCGGAAGCAUGCCCUUCGAGGACGACAACCGCAUGAGGCUGUACCGGCAGAUCCUGAAGGGGAAGUACAGCUUCUCUGCUGAGCCGUGGCCCAGCGUGUCCAACCUGGCCAAGGACUUCGUGGAGCGGAUCCUGACGGUGGACCCGAGCGAGCGGCUGACGGCCGGCCAGGCCCUCAAGCACCCCUGGAUUGUCAGCAUGGCGGCCUCCUCCUCCAUGAAGAACCUGCAGCGCUGCAUAUCCCAGAACCUCCUGAAGCGGGCCUCCUCCCGCUGCCACAGCACCAAGUCGGCCCAGUCCACACGCUCCAGCCGCUCCACCAAGUCCACCCGGGCCCGCAGGGCCCGCGAGAAGGAGCUGCAGGAGCUGAACCGCCGCUAUCAGCAGCAGUACGACUGAGACUCGCAGAGGAGGAUGACUCAGCAGAAUCUGAACUUCCUGCUGGUCGCUGCUGCCGGCGUUAAAGACCAAAACGGAUUCUUGGACUCGGAUAAAUCCAACCAGGACCUGAUCCUGAAGUCACAUGACGUGACGUUUCUUCACUCCUCCAUCCGUUACUCUGAACUUCCUGUUUGUCCUCUGAACUUCCUGUUUGUCCUCUGAACUUCCUGUUUCAUGACGUAUUUAUUUAUUGUCUGUGAGGUCACUGGAUGAUGACGUCACACAACGUUCUGUUGAACAGAGUUCUGGACACUGAACCUUUUCUUCACGUUUGUUCCUGAUUCAGAAGUGCUGUGAAUUUCUUCUUUUACCUUUUUUUUACAGUUUGCUAAUCAGAUUAUUCUGCAGCCCGAUCACUCCUCCAAUCCCCACGUCAUUUUCUAAAUUUUUUAUUCGCUCCGUUUUUUUUUCUGUAACGUUUCUUGAACCGUUUAAAGAUUGUGAAGCUCGUUGGACCGUCAUGAAGAAAAAUAUAAUGUCAACUCACGACACAUUAACCUUAAAUACUGCAAAUUCUGUUUCUCUAAUUUUCAUUCUGGUUUUUAUUGUUUUAAAAUGAGUUUCUUUAAAGUGUUAUCAUAUCAAACCAGCAUCAGACCUUCAAAAUAAAAGCGGCAGAGACUUGUGA
This is a messenger RNA of Austrofundulus limnaeus, 2721 nucleotides long. Its product is annotated as serine/threonine-protein kinase H1 homolog. The transcript has 4 exons. Lineage: Eukaryota; Metazoa; Chordata; Actinopteri; Cyprinodontiformes; Rivulidae. The record is from RefSeq and is a predicted model, not a curated record. Bases 753 to 2051 code for a protein of 432 amino acids. Gene Ontology annotation, molecular function: ATP binding; protein kinase activity. Gene Ontology annotation, biological process: protein phosphorylation.